Aspergillus fumigatus Af293 is the source of this 1761-nucleotide messenger RNA. Its product is annotated as NACHT domain protein. The transcript is spliced from 5 exons. The coding region runs from base 1 to 1761 and encodes 586 amino acids. The record is from RefSeq and is a predicted model, not a curated record. NCBI's taxonomy places the organism in Eukaryota, Fungi, Ascomycota, Eurotiomycetes, Eurotiales, Aspergillaceae.
AUGGCUGCACCACAACCCCUCAUCCAGAACGCAUUCCAGGCCGCCAUGCAUGAAUUCAAAACUAAUCUCAACACCGAUGAGCUCUACACCAAGCUGCUUGCAGUCUCCUCCAUCGACGAGGUCUACGACCUGACCGAUAAACUUCAAGCAGAUCAGGGCAGAAAAGGGCGCCUCCGUCAUCUAGCCAAGAUCGAGCCUUUCCUUAACCGUCUCCGGGAAUAUACUGGCACCAUUGAUACUUUUGUGCAGGCAUAUCCGGAAAUCAUGGGAUUGAUAUGGGGUCCGAUUAAGCUGCUGCUGCAGUGGAGUAGUGCGCUGACGCAGUCGUUUGACGCCAUUGUGAACACGACAGCGGAUAUCGGAUUGUUGUUGCCGGAGUUUCAGGAAGUGGUCGUUUUAUUCUCGGACAAUAAUAGGAUCUAUGAUGUUCUGGUUUUGUUUUUCAAGGAUAUCCUAGACUUUUAUCUAAUUGGUUUGAAAUUUUUCACGAUGCCGCGCUGGAAAUACUUUUUUGAGGCCUUGUGGCCGCGGAAGAAGGAGCACAUUAGUCUGGUGAAGACGCACAUUGAACGGCACGCUCUGCUGAUGCGGAACGAAGUGAGGCUGGAGCAUAUCCGAGAGGAGCAUGAUACUCGCUUGAAAGCCUUUGAACAUUUCAAGAAUGCCGAAAAAUCUCACCGAUUGCAGCAGUUUUACGCUAUCAAAGCGGACAUGAGUCCGAGGAUGUAUGAUGAUAAGCUCAACUGGUACCAUAGCCGAGUCUGUGAAGGUACAAUAACUUGGUUGUUUCGAGAUGAUGUAAUAAAGGAUUGGUUCGAUGUCAGUAAUGGCACUUCAAAGGUCGUCUGGCUUCAAGGAAUUCCAGGUGCAGGAAAGACAUUUCUUGCUGGUGCCAUGGUGGACAAGGCGCAUGCUAUCGGUCAUACUGCCUUCGUCUUCCUCAGUCAUGCUUUCAGCAGCACGACAUCGGCCCUAGGUGUUCUGCACUCGCUUCUGUUUCAACUGGCCUCGCAGCACGAAGAUCUCCAAGAUGUACUCUGUCACUUAACCAAUGAACAAAUCAAAAGCAAUAUUACCGUGGCGGUGGAUACACUCAAGACGGUUCUGGAGUGUGCCGGGCCGGCCUUUCUAAUCAUUGAUGGUUUGGACGAGAUCGAGGAGAUCGAGCGCGGAGUGCUCUUGAAGCAACUUCUGCGUCUGUCUCACGAAUGCCAUGAGACCCGUAUAUUUGUCAGCAGUAGACGGGAGGAGGACAUCACGGCAAUUCUGGAGGCCAGAUCAGAAAUGAUCCGGGUUGAUGGGAGAAAUGAGGAAAGCAUCCAAGUCUUUGUCGACUAUCAGCUGAAGCAGAUUUUCCAAAGUAGCAGGUUUCCUCCUCAGAUUCAGGAUGAAAUACAGCGCUCUUUGGCACCGCUUGCAUCCAAAGCCAAAGACGAUGUGGCCGAAAUUUGCGAAGAUUUGAGCGUUCUGCCAGAAGAUCUGGAUGAUGCUUAUUCCCGAGUGCUUGUACGAAUCAACAAACUGCGACCACCAUCAGCCCGCGACAAGGCCAGAAGAAUACUGGCCUGGGUGGGUUGCUCGCCGACACCGCUAACCGUCCAGGAGAUCGAGCAAGCACUGAUGAUAAAACCUGGAAGCCUUGAAUUGGAGAGGAAAGUGAUCGCCAGCCCAAACCUUAACCGACUCUGCGGACCCAUUAUCGAAAUAAUUGAUGGAUAUAUUCAGUUUGUACACUUCACAGUCAAAGAGUAUGUAUCGUGA